CUCACUCCUUAUUAUUAUUAUUACUUUUGAGACAGGGUCUGCCUCUGUCACCCAGGCUGGAGUGCAGUAGUAGAAUCAUUGCUCACUGCAGUCUGGAACUCCUGGACUCAAGCCAACCUCCUAUCUCAGCCUCCCAAAAUGCUGGGACUAUAGGAAUGCACCAUUGUGACUGGCCAAUUUGAAUUUUUUUAAAGAGAUGGGGUCUUGCUAUGUUGCCCAGGUGGGUCCUGAACUUCUGGCCUCUAGAGAUAUUCCUGCCUUGGCUUUCCAAAGUGGUAGAUUACAGGUGUGAGUCACUGUACCUGGCUAGGUACAUUAUUAUUAUCAUCAUUAUUUUUUUAAUUGUAAUACAUUUAAAUAUUGUAUUCACUUUGGGGUGAAGGCAAUUUUUUUAUUGCAUUUUAUGUUUUGGGGUACAUGUGAAGAACAUGUAAGAUUGCUGCAUAGGUACACACAUGGCAGUUUGAUUUGCUGCCUUCCCCCAUCACCUAUAUCUGGCAUUUCUCCACAUGCUAUCUCUCCCCAACUCCCCACCCCCACUGUCCCUCCCCUAUUUCCCCCCAACAGACCUCAGUGUGUGAUGCUCCCAUCCCUGUGUCCAUGUGUUCUCAUUGUUCAACACCCACCUAUGAGUGAGAACAUGCGGUGUUUGAUUUUCUGUAUUGUCAUGUUGCUGAGAAUGAUGAUUUCCAGGUUCAUCCAUGUCCCUACAAAGGACACGAAUUCAUCAUUUUUGAUGACUGCAUAGUAUUCCAUGGUGUAUAUGUGCCACAUUUUCCCUGUCCAGUCUAUCAUUGAUGGGCAUUUGGGUUGGUUCCAGGUCUUUGCUACUGUAAACUGUGCUGCAAUGAACAUUCGUGUGCAUGUGUCCUUAUAGUAGAACAAUUUAUAAUCUUUCAGAUAUAUACCCAGUAAUGGGAUCGCUGGGUCAAAUGGAAUUUUUAUGUCUAGGUCCUUGAGGAAUCGCCACACUGUCUUCCACAAUUGUUGAACUAAUUUACACUCCCACCAACAGUGUAAAAGUGUUCCUAUUUUUCCACAUCCUCUCCAGCAUCUGUUGUCUCCAGAGUUUUUAAUGAUCGCCACUCUAACUGGCAUGAGAUGGUAACUCAGUGUGGUUUUGACUUGCAUUUCUCUAAUGACCAGUGUUGAUUAGCAUUUUUUUCAUAUGUUUGUUGGCCUCAUGUAUGUCUUUUUGUUUGUUUGUUUGUUUUUGAGACGGAGUUUCGCUCCUGUUACCCAGGCUGGAGUGCAAUGGCACGAUCUCGGCUCACCGCAACCUCCGCCUCCUGGGUUCAGGCAAUUCUCCUGCCUCAGCCUCCUGAGUAGCUGGGAUUACAGGCAUGCGCCACCAUGCCCAGCUAAUUUUUUGUAUUUUUAGUAGAGAUGGGGUUUCACCAUGUUGACCAGGAUGGUCUCGAUCUCUUGACCUCGUGAUCCACCCGCCUCGGCCUCCCUAAGUGCUGGGAUUACAGGCGUGAGCCAACACGCCCGGCCCUGUCUUCUUUUGUAAAGUGUCUGUUUAUAUCCUUUGCCCAGUUUUGAAUGGGCUUGUUUGUUUUUUUUUCUUGUAAAUCUGUUUUAGUUCUUUGUAGAUUGUGGAUAUCAGCCCUUUGUCAAAUGGGUAUUGCAAAAAUUUUUUCCCAUUCUGUUGGUUGCUGAUUCACUCUAAUGAUCAUUUCUUUUGCUGUGCAGAGGCUGGUGGAGUUUGAUUAGGUCCUAUUUGUUUGUUUGGCUUUCUUUGCAAUGCUUUUGGUGUUUUAGUCAUGAAGUCCUUGCUUAUGCCUAUGUCAUAAAUGGGUUUUGCCUAGAUUUUCUUCUAGGGUUUUUAUGGUGUUAGGUCUUAUGUUUAAGUCUUUAAUCCAUCUGGAGUUAAUUUUAGUGUAAGGUGUCAGGAAGGGGCCCAGCUUCUGCUUUCUGCACAUGGCUAGCCAGUUUUCCAAACACCAUUUAUUAAACAGGGAAUCCUUUCCCCAUUGCUUGUUUUUGUCAGGUUUGUCAAAGAUGAGAUGGUUGUAGAUGUGUGACAUUUCUUCCACAGCCUGUGUUCUGUUCUCUUGGUCUAUGUCUCUGUUGUGGUACCAGUACCAUACUGUUUUGAUUACUGUAGCCUUGUAGUAUAGUUUGAAGUCCGAUAGUGUGAUGCCUCCCACUUUGUUCUUUUUGCUUAGAAUCGACUUGGCUAUGUGGGCUCUCUUUUUGUUCUGCAUGAAGUUUAAGGUGGGUUUUUCCAGUUCUCUGAAGAAGGUCAUUGGUAGCUUGAUGGGGAUAGAACUGAAUCUGUAAAUUACUUUCAGCAGUAUGGCCAUUGGUGAUAGAGUUUUUAUUGUGUCUAUUUGAUUCUUCUGUCUUUUAUUUUGUAUUAGUCUGGUUAAUGAUCUACCUAUUUUGUUAAUCUUUUCAAAAAACCACCUUCUGGAUUUAUUGAUUUUUUUGGAGGGUCUUUUGUGUCUCUGUCUCCUUCAGUCCUGCUCUGAUCUUGGUUAUUUCUUGUUUUUCACCAGCUUUUGAAUUUGUUUGCUCUUGUGUCUCUAGUUCUUUUAAUUGUGAUGUUAGGGUGUUGAUUUAGAUCUUUCUUGCUUUCUCUUCUGGGCAUUUAGUGCUAUAAAUUUCCCUCUGAACACUGCUGUGUCUGCAUUCCAGAUAUUCUGGUACAUUGUGUCUUGUUCUCAUUGGUUUCAAAGAUCUUCUUAAUUUCUGCCUUAACUUCAUCAUUUAUCUACUAGUCAUUCAGGAGCAGGUUGUUCAGUUUCCAUGUAGUUAUGUGGUUUUGAGUGAGUCUCUUAAUCCUGAGUUCUAGUUUGAUUGCACUGCAGUCUGAGAGAUUGUUUGCUAUGAUUUCCAUUCUUUGCAUUUGCUUACGAGUGUUUCACUUCUAGUUAUAUAGUGAAUUUUAGAAUAAGUGCUAUAGGUGCUAAGAAGAAUGAAUAUUCUGUCUAUUUGGGGUAGAGAGUUCUGCAGAUGUCUACUAGGUGUGCUUGGUCCAGAUAUUCAAGUCCUGAAUAUCCUUGUUAAUUUUCAGUCUUGUUGAUCUGGUAAUGUUGACAGUAGGGUUUUAAAGUCUCCCACUAUUAUUGUGGGGAAGUCUAAGUCUCUUUGUAUGUCUCUAAGAACUUGCUUUAUGAAUCUGGGUGCUCCCAUAUUGGUUGCAUACAUACCUAAGAUAGCUCUUCUUGUUGCAUUGAUCCCUUUAACAUUAUGUAAUGUCCUUCUUUGUCUCUUUUGAUCUCUGCUGGUUUAAAGUCUGUUUUAUCAGAGACUAGGAUUGCAACCCCUGUUUUUUUUCCUUUGCUUUCUAUUUUCUUGGUAAAUCUUUCUCCAUUUCUUUAUUUUGAGUCUAUGUGUGUCUUUGCACAUGAGAUGGGUCUCUUUAAUACAGCACAUUGAUCCAUCUUGACUAUCCAAUUUGCCAGUCUGUGUCUUUUAAUUGGGGCAUUUAGCCCAUUUACAUUUAAGGAUAAUAUUGUUAUGGGUGAAUUUGAUCCUGUCAUUAUGAUGCUAGCUGGUCAUUUUGGCCAUUAGUUGAUGCUGUUUCUUUAUAGUGUCAAUGGUCUUUACCAUUUGGUAAGCUUUUGCAGUGGCUUGUACUGUUUUUUUCUUUCCAUGUUUAGUGCUUCCUUCAGGGGCUCUUGAAAGGCAGGCCUGGUGGUGACAAAAUCUCUCAGCAUUUGCUUGUUGUAAAGGAUUUUAUUUCUCCUUCGUUUAUGAAGCUUAUUGUGGCUGGAUAUGAAAUUCUGGGUUGAAAAUUCUUUUCUUCGAGGAUUUAAAUUUUUGGUCCCCACUCUCCUCUGGCUUGUAUGGUUUCUGCAGAGAUAUCAGCUAUUAGUUUGAUGGGGUUACCUUGGUGAGUAACCUGACCCUUCUCUCUGGCUUCCUUAACAUUUUUUCCUUCGUUUCAACUGUGGUGGAUCUGACAAAAUGUGUCUUCAAGUUGCACUUCUUGAGGAGUAUGUUUGUGGUGUUCUCUGUAUUUUUUGAAUUUGAACUGUGGCCUGUCUUGCUAGGUUAGGGAAGUUACCCUGGAUAAUAUCUUGAAAUGUUUUUUCCAACUUGGUUCCAUUCUCCCCAUCACUUUCAGGUACAGGAAUUAAAGGUAGGUUUGGUCUUUUUACAUAGUCCCAUAUGUUUUGGAUGCUUUGUUCAUUUCUUUUCAUUCUUUUUUUCUCUAAUCUUGUCUUCACACUUUAUUUCAUUAAGUUGAUCUUUAGUCUCUGAUAUUCUUUCUUCUGGUUGAUUGAUUUGGCCAUUGAUACUUGUAUGUGCUUUACAAAGUUCUCAUGUUGUAUUUUUCAGCUCCAUCAGGUCAUUUAUUUUCUUCUCUAAAUUGGUUAUUCUAGUUAGCAAUUCUUCUAAUCUUUUUUCAAGGUUCUUAGCUUCCUUUUAUUGGGUUAAAACAUGGUCCUUUAGCUCAGAGGAGUUUGUUAUUACCCACAUUGUGAAGGGUACUUUUGUCAAUUUGUCAAAAUCAUUCUCUAUCCAGUUUUGUUCCUUGCUGGCAAGGAGUUAUGCUCCUUUGGAGGAGAAGAGGCAUUCUGGUUUUUUGAAUUUUUGGCGUUUUUUGCAAUGAUUUUUCCUCAUCUUUUGUGGAUUUAUCUACCAUUUGCCUUUCAUGUGGUGGGCUUGGGUGGCGUUUCUGUUGGACCUCUUUUUGUUUGAUGUUGAUGCUAUUCCUUUCUGAUUGUUAGUUUUCCUUCUAAUAGUCAGGCCCCUCUGCUGUAGGUCUGCUCGAGUUUGCUGGAGGUCCACUCCAGACCCUGUUUGCCUGUAUCACCAGCAGAGCCUGCUCCUUCCAUGGGAAGCUUUGUCUUAGAGGAACACCACCCAGAUGCCAGCUGGAACUGUCCUGUAUUAAGUGUCUGUCAACCCCUGUGGGGAGGUGUCUCCCCAUCAGGAGGCACGGAGCUCAGGACCCACUUGAGGAGGCAGUCUAUUCCUUAGCAGAGGUUGAGUGCAGUGCUGGGAGACAUGCUGCUGUCUCCAGAGCUAGCAGGCAGGAAUGUUUAAGUCUGCUGAAGAUGCACCCACAGCCACCCCUUCCUCCAGGUGCUCUGUCCCAAGGAGAUGGGAGUUUUAUCUAUAAGCCCCUGACUGAGGCUGCUGCCUUUCUUUUAGAGAUAACCUGCCCAGACAGGAGGAAGCUAGAGAGGCAGUCUGGCUACCCAGCUGUGGUGGACUCUGCCCAGUUUGAAUUUCCUGGCAGCUUUGUUUACACUGUGAGGGGAAACUGUCUACUCAAGCCUCAGUAAUGGCUGACAUCCCUCCCUCCACCAAGCUAGAGCAUCCUAGGUUGACUUCAGAUGGCUGUGCUGUCAGUGAGAAUUUCAAACCAGUGGAUCUUAGGUUGCUGGGCUUCAUGGGAGUGAGACCUGCUGAACUAGACCACUUGGCUCUCUGGCUUCAGCCCUCUUUCCAGGAGAGUGAAUUGUUCUGUCUCGCUGGCAUUCCAGGUACCACUGGGAUGUGAGAAAAAUAUUCUGCAGCUAGCUUGCUGUGAGUCCAAAUGGCUGUCCAGUUUUGGGGUGAACCAGAAGUCGAGAGGUGGGGGUACACCCGUCAUGCAUGUGCAAACAUGGUUGUCAGAAGGUGCUGAGGCUAAGGCAAACAAUGGCGGAGCUGGAUGAAGCCGAUGAAGCGAAAUUGCAAUGCUUGGUGGCUGCUGAACAGCAGAAGGCUCAGUUUACUGCACAGAUGCAUCAUUUCAUGGAACUAUGUUGGGAUAAGUGUGUGGAGAAGUCAUGGAAUUGCCUAGAUUCUUGCACUGAAAACUGUCUCUCCAACUCUGUAGACCGCUUCAUUGACACCACUCUUGCCAUUACCAGUCGGUUUGCCCAGAUUGUACAGAAAGGAGGGCAGUAGGCCAUCCCCCAGGAGAAUGAUAGAAGCAAAGGACUUGUUAUUAAGCAGACUGAAGGGCCAGUAGGGGAAGGUUGUCAGCCCAUUGUGAGAUCAGCCUCAGGCUGUUAUCAAGUCUGUUGGUGCCAAAAAGUAAAAGAUGAAAUGUUC
Messenger RNA from Callithrix jacchus (white-tufted-ear marmoset), 6003 nucleotides. The record is from RefSeq and is a predicted model, not a curated record. NCBI's taxonomy places the organism in Eukaryota, Metazoa, Chordata, Mammalia, Primates, Cebidae.